Coccidioides immitis RS is the source of this 501-nucleotide messenger RNA. RefSeq lists its product as uncharacterized. The transcript has 3 exons. NCBI's taxonomy places the organism in Eukaryota, Fungi, Ascomycota, Eurotiomycetes, Onygenales, Onygenaceae. The record is from RefSeq and is a predicted model, not a curated record. The coding region runs from base 1 to 501 and encodes 166 amino acids.
AUGUACGAUUGGUGGUCGGCUCACUUGCUGGAGUGGAAAAGGUCUCGCCGUCACCCCAGUAGUAGUUUAACUGUAAAAAAUAGCCGGGUGAAGAAUAGAAUCCUGCACGAAAAUGCGGUUGUUUUUAAGAUAUGGAUUUUCUUCGGGCAUUUCCACCCAGCUGGCAUUUUCCUGGGAGCUUAUGGUAAAGUGACAGGAUGUGCGGAGAGUAUGACUGCGACUAAGGACUCGUACAGCCUCCCCUUUUUGGCCGCGCAAGGCAUUUCACGUAACCGCUGGAUAGAUCUUCAGGAACUGCGUGUUACAUUUACGCGCCAGCCAGCCAACAGAAGCGGCGUAUCACAGGCCGAUGAAAAGCUAAACCGAGAGGUAGUUAUUAUUGCCACCUGUGCCAGAAGAGGAUCAUCCUUUUCGACGCCUCCAGUGCGGGUCGUCGCCGCAGACCAGACAGACGAAUGGCCACGUACAGCAAACACACUGACUGCACGGGGUGCGGGAUAG